Suillus fuscotomentosus is the source of this 403-nucleotide messenger RNA. RefSeq lists its product as uncharacterized. NCBI's taxonomy places the organism in Eukaryota, Fungi, Basidiomycota, Agaricomycetes, Boletales, Suillaceae. The transcript has a single exon. The record is from RefSeq and is a predicted model, not a curated record. The annotation marks the transcript as partial.
AUGGGUUUUUUCCAGGCCCUUUUUACAAAAUGGCGCCUGAAAAAGGCAUACAAGAAGCUGUACAGAGAUGACGGAGUCUACCUUCUUUUAUAUUGCAUGAGGGGAUCGAGGGCCCAGAGAGCACUGAUCAAGGAUUAUAAAUUCUUCACUGACAUCGUUGGCUCCACAGCCACUGUGGCAGGUGGCGUACCGGUCGCCGCUGUGGUUACCUCCUUGGAAGAUUAUCCCAAGGACAUGGAUGCGUGGUGGACGAAGAAUAAGGACAAUCUGGAACGCCUCGGAAUGCAGUUCUCCGCACACGCUUGUAUCACUUCUCUCCCAGACAAUCCAACAUCCUCACUCGCGAUGCGUGCACGUCGACAGCGAUCAGAACAAGUCAUUCGCCGUGUUAUUUAUGAGUCCU